AUGAACUCCUUCGCUAUUCUUUUGGCCUUCGCCAUGCUUUUGGCUACCGCUCUUGCUGGACCAGGAGGAAACCGUUACGGAUGGCCAAGCUCUUAUGAGAGAUUCCUUGAGAAGCAAGGAGUGUGGGAUUCCAACCGACACGACGUGCGUGACAACUACAGACGCCGUGGAAAUUACGAACGCGAUCUCCGUGAUCUUUUCGAUGACUGGAAGAGACAAACCCAAUGGGGAGGAAAGGGAUACAGAUCCAACAGAUUCCAACAACCAAAGGGAGGAUUCAGCCGUUACGGAUUCCCAGGAGGAAAGUAA
This is a messenger RNA of Caenorhabditis remanei, 309 nucleotides long. RefSeq lists its product as uncharacterized. NCBI's taxonomy places the organism in Eukaryota, Metazoa, Nematoda, Chromadorea, Rhabditida, Rhabditidae. The coding region runs from base 1 to 309 and encodes 102 amino acids. The record is from RefSeq and is a predicted model, not a curated record. The transcript is spliced from 2 exons.